GGUGAUAUCCGGACAGCCUGCACCCUCCGGGCCCAGUUCCUGCAGAACCUCCUGAUUCCCAUGGGGCCCACGCGGGAGCACUGGGCGCUGCGGGACCAGCGGGACCGCUCUCCAGCCGGCGGCUCAGGGCUUUCCGGCCCCGGGGGCCUAGCUGCCGGCGCACUCGUGACGUCAGAGGAGGGCGCCACGCUUGAAAGAGUGGGCGGGAGGCGGCGGCCGCGGCUGGGCGCUGUCAUGGAGCUAGUUCCGCAAGCGCGGGAACUCCGUUGCUGGGCGGCCGAAGAGAUGCGGGUGCCCGCGGCGUCCCGGGCCCCGGAGUCCACCCUGCGCAGGCUGUGUCUGGGCCAGGGGGCUGACAUCUGGGCCUACAUCUUGCAGCAUGUGCAUAGUCAGAGCACUGUCAAGAAGAUCCGGGGAAACUUACUGUGGUAUGGCCACCAGGACAGUCCAGAGGUCAGCCGGAAGUUGGAGCUGGAAGCUGCAGUGGCACGCCUGCGCACAGAGAUCCAAGAGUUAGACCAGAACCUGGAGCUGAUGGAGCGAGAGGCUGAGGCUCAGGACCUGGCUGUGGAGCAGAUGCUGCAGAGCACACGGGACACCCAGUAUCGAGCUCUCCUCCUCCGGGCCCAAGCUGGAAACCUGCGAAGACAGCAGCACGGACUGCGAGUCCCCACACAGCAGCUGCAGAAUCAGCUCAGGCGCCUACAGGACAUAGAGAGGAAGGCCACAGUGGAUGUGACCUUUGGACCCCUGACAUCAGCAUCUGUGGCCCUGGAGCCUCUUGUCUUGCGUGAUGUCCGAACAGCCUGCGUCCUCCGGGCCCAGUUCCUGCAGAAUCUUCUCCAAGCCAGGGGUGGCAGCAUCCU
Marmota flaviventris (yellow-bellied marmot) is the source of this 866-nucleotide messenger RNA. NCBI's taxonomy places the organism in Eukaryota, Metazoa, Chordata, Mammalia, Rodentia, Sciuridae. The record is from RefSeq and is a predicted model, not a curated record.